UCUAAUUACGCAACUUAAAAGACAAAGAUAUUUCCAGACUAAUAGCCAAUGCCAUUGCCACUGCUAUUCGAAAUCUACUUGUACCUACGAAAUUGUCCCUAUCCAGGUCUAAUCAUCUAGUCAUAAGCCGUAAUCAAACAACUUCCCACCCAUACUAUCUACCUAUCACAGGAAUCAAGUCUGAAUUCCGAAGUCGGAAGCCAUGUCUUUAACAAUUCUGUCAGAUGAACAGAUUCAGAGUUUAUUAGAGAACCUGACCCCAGAUGAAGCCCAAGAGUUUGUCGAUAAGCUGAGAAAUGCUCUCCACGAGUAUUCCACUGGUAUCCAAUCCUCACAAGAUGGCGUCCUUCAUCAGCCCGAACGGAUUGCGGUAAAUUCAACCACUACCGGCGCCACAACGUUGUUCAUGCCUUCGUUUGGCGUACUUGGCCACGCGAUAAAAGUUGUGACGUUAUCAUCUGCAAAUGCCGAUCCCAAGCUACCUACUAUCAAGCCUACUGGUUCUGUAACUUUAUACUCGCCCCAAGGACCCCCUAUAGGUUUUCUGCACGCGCAAACACUCACUGCUUUCCGCACCGCCCUCGCUUCUUCCAUUCUCUUACAAAAGCGGACAAAUGUUCGGACCAUAACGGUUUUCGGCUCGGGUUUGCAAGCUUACUGGCAUGUUCGCUUGGCGUUGAUGCUACGGGGUGACACCAUCCGCCAAGUCUACAUUAUCAACCGACAAUUCAGUGAAAGUGCCAGAAUAACUUUCAAGAAAAUUUACGGUGUACCUCAAGAUCUCAAACAACGUGAAGGCUGGGACCAGGCGCAGUUCAGUCUUCUCACCCCGACCUACGGCGAGUAUAGCAGGCUGCUAAAAGAGCAUCUGAGGGCGUCAGACGUUAUCUACUGCUGCACCCCUAGUACCGAAAAUCUUUUCGAUGCGAGCAUCCUGACAAACAAUGAAGGGCGCAGGAAAGGUAGGCUAAUCGUGGCAGUUGGGAGUUACACUCCGCAAAUGCGUGAGUUGCCGCGAGAGUUGCUACUUCAAGCGACGAAACCCCACGCUUCCGGACAUUUGCAUUAUCAUAAGCACGCAACAGAGGGAGGAGUUAUCGUGGUGGACACCUUGGACGGCGCAAUGAAAGAGGCUGGUGAGAUUAUCGAGUCCGGAUUGGCUCCCAGGCAGCUUGUCGAAUUAGGUGAAUUGGUCAUGAUCCAUCGACUGACAAAGGAGGAAGAGGAAUCACUCCCGUCGCAGAGUUCCACGGAAGCCUCGUCUAUAAACGAUUCCUUUGAAAAGCUAGACCUCACAUCUCCAUCUAUAUCCAGCAUCUACGGAUCUGAAUCCGGCAGCACCUCCAUCUUAGGCGACGGAAGCAAGCGGUCCUCCUCGCGCAGCCCCAGCCGAGGGGGCAGCGGCAGCGGCUUCCCACACUCCCUGCACAAGCGCAACUCCUCGAACCAAGGACUCGCCUCGGAGAGCCAAAAGCAGCAAAACAACCACCACCAUCACCUGUCCCGCUGGCUCUCCAUCGGCAACGUCAUAUACAAGAGCGUGGGCCUCGGCCUCAUGGACUUGACCGUCGGGUUUGAGGUCGUGCGGCUGGCCAAGGAAAAGGGGCUGGGUAGUCAUGUCGAAAGCUUCUCUGCGUCGUCCUCGUAGUACGAGGAUCAUGCUUUGAAAGUGCACGUCCUGGAUGAUAUGCGGCUGCCGUCGCCGUCGCCGUCAGCGUUGGUAGGGUUCCCGUCGAGAAGAUCCAAGUCGAGGCGUCGGCUUACGCGGUAGCUGUACGUAUCUUUUACGAACCUACCCCUAAAUUGAGUUGUGUUGUGACGGAGAAGAAACUAGAGAGGGAGAAAUGAACAAAUAAAACCCAUGCACAGGAGAGGGGAGACGAUAAAGUUACUAUAAUCUUGGUAACGGUCAUGAUUGUAAUACUAGGUAGGUACUAAGAUCGGUAAAUAAAC
Molecule: messenger RNA, 1953 nt
Organism: Hypoxylon fragiforme
Lineage: Eukaryota; Fungi; Ascomycota; Sordariomycetes; Xylariales; Hypoxylaceae
Product: ornithine cyclodeaminase
Exons: 3
Coding region: 203-1648 (481 amino acids)
Cellular component (GO): cytoplasm
Source: RefSeq, a predicted model, not a curated record